Ceratina calcarata is the source of this 1105-nucleotide messenger RNA. RefSeq names its product nitric oxide synthase-interacting protein homolog. NCBI's taxonomy places the organism in Eukaryota, Metazoa, Arthropoda, Insecta, Hymenoptera, Apidae. The record is from RefSeq and is a predicted model, not a curated record. Bases 153 to 1022 code for a protein of 289 amino acids. Gene Ontology annotation, molecular function: ubiquitin protein ligase activity. The transcript is spliced from 5 exons. Gene Ontology annotation, cellular component: nucleus.
UAAAUAGGUUAGACUCAUGGACGACUUGACUGUUCCCCCGCCACGGACAGAGCUUCACUCCCCUUCAUCAAUAAAAACAGUUUAUACUCAGUUCUUCAGGGCUAUGGUUAGAGUACGCUUCUCUUGAUUACGAAUGGAUCAUUAAAUAAAACAUGACACGGCACGCAAGAAAUUGUACAGCUGGUGCUGUUUACACCUACCACGAAAAGAAGAAAGAUGCAUCCGCAUCGGGAUACGGUACAAACACACAAAGAGUUGGCAAAGAUUCCGUAAAAGAUUUCGACUGCUGUUGCCUGACACUGCAACCUUGCAGAAACCCUGUGAUAACAAAAGAUGGGUACUUAUUUGAUAAAGAAGCGAUCCUAGAAUAUGUUCUAACCAAAAAGAAGGAGUAUGCGAGGAAACUGAAGGAAUACGAAAAACAAAAGCAGCAGGAACAGGAACAGUCCAAUGAAAAAACUGCCAAUGAAGAGCUACAGAAAUUGCAAAACUUCUUGAAGGGAGAGAAGACCAUUGUUUCCAGAAGUCAGACUGCAAACAAUGAAUCAAGCUCUUCGGUUUCAAACAUGAGCAAUGGUAAAGACAAAACAUUACCAAGUUUUUGGAUCCCUUCCAAAACACCAGAAGCAAAGGAGACGAAAUUACAGAAACCAGACAAAACAAUUUAUUGUCCUGUCAGUGGGAAACCAUUGAAAAUAAAGGACCUCAUCCCUGUGAAAUUUACCGAAGUAAAAGACCCAGAUGAUAAAAAGUCUUUGAUUGUUAAACAAGCACGAUAUAUGUGCCCUAUCACAUUUGAUAUUCUUAGUAACAGUGUACCAUGUGCAGUUAUAAAAACUACAGGUGAUGUAGUCACAAUGGAAUGUGUGGAAAAGAUUAUAAAGAAGGAUUGGAUCAAUCCCUUGGAUAGUACAAAACUGACUGACGCAGAUAUCAUACCUCUUCAAAGAGGUGGUACUGGGUAUUCAGCUGUUAAUGAUUGCUUAGAGGGCAAACAUGAACGACCAGUAUUACAAGCAUAAGUUACAUGAAUAUCUCAGAAAUUUUAUAUACAUGUAAUAUAGUAACUAUAUUUUGAUUUAAUAAAUUGUUUAGUCGAAUAAAA